UCUUUGGUUGUUAUUGUAAAUUAUUAUUUCUGACACAGAAUAAAACCUCUUACACACGUAUAUAACACUGGACAUAGCCAAAUAUGGAUAAAUAACUUACUAUUUAUUACUAACUAUUUCAUAAAACUGAAAGAAAGUGAUUGAAAAUGUGAAUAAAAUGUAAAGAGAAAUAUUAAUUGCAACAAAGACUAAAAAAAUUAUAAAAAAUAAAAAAGAGAAGUUGUGUAUAGAGUAAAAAAAUUAGAACAAAUAUGAAAUAAAUUAUAAAAAUCUUGUUUAAAUGAACAUAUAAAUACUGUUAAUUCACAAAUUGCCAAAAAAGAUAAACUUGUUGUUAUUCAAUAGAAAUACAACAGAAUUAUAUAAAAAAAUAUUACAUUGAAAAACAAAUAGAGCUUUAUUUUAUAUAUUAUAAACAACAUCUUUUCUUGGGAGCAAUAGUUUGUCCAUUAUGCUAAAAAAUAGUAUGAGGAGAUAUCGAUAUAUUUCUCAAGAUACAUAAUUAUUUAAAAAUGAGAAACUUCAUUUAAAAAAAAGACUUGACAACAGCUGAUAACUAGUCGACUGAAUAUUAUAUGUGAAUAUAAAGUUAAAUUAAUAAAUAAAUGAGAAAAACAAACUAAAUAAAAAACACAUUAAUAUAAUAUAAUAUAAUAGUUUUUUUUUUUUUUACUUUAUUCUAAUUCCCUGGAAUUGAUGUGGAUCUCGGUGUUUGCAUCAUUUCCAGGGAAGUGAAGAGGAGUGGAGGAGGAAGAGGGGGAGGGAUUGACUCCGUUUUUAUGCGCGCUCUGAGGGAGGGGAGAGCCGAACGCGUGUGCGCGCCCCCAGCAGACACACACGGGCACAAAGACGCACGGCCUCAUCCGCUCGCCUCCCUAUUGACGUCAGUCCUGCAUCACGUGACCGAGCAGGGUCCAAUGAGCGGAGAGUGCUGGCUCCUCUUUACACGGAGACGGUCAGCAGGAAAAGCGAAGAAUAAAAGCGAACAGAGAGGCAGAAAUGGCCUCCAACACCUUCUGAAGACCGCAGAGACGCUGGACUGAAGUCUUUACUGCUGAUCCGACCCGAGGAUUUACUGAGUCUGGCUCCGAGGUGGACGAACUGGAUCAGGCCAUGGCCCUCAUACUCUGAGAACAGCUCUGUGUCCGUGGGGUGGGGGGACGCGCACCGUGGAGACUGUUCACGGAGAGGAAAAUGGUGGAUUAUUGUAAGGGAGUUAUUAAAAGGUUGAAACAUCUGGAUCUGCUGCGAGGUCUGACGUCCUGUUCCUCUGGUGGUAGCAGCGGCGGGGGGCCCAACGAGCUGCACAACAACCAGUUCUACCAGUGCGAGGAGAGCAAACCUUUACUGGGGGAGAUGUCCGAGGGGAACAACAACACCAAGCUGGGCGCGGGGCCGUGCAAGAGGUCCCUGCACCACUGCAGCAGCGGCAUGCGCUACAAGCUGCUGCACGAAGGGGACAUCCAGGUGUGCGUGGUCAAGCACCCCUGCACCUUCCUCAGCAAGCUGCUCACCUCCAAGUUCCUGCGGAGGUGGGAGCCGCACCACCUGACGCUGACGGACAGCGGCCUCAGCUCGGCCACGCCCACCGGUUACAUGGAAACCACUUUGUCCUACAGCUCUAUUGAGGACCUGCAGCUCCUCUCCUGGGACAACGCUCCAAAGUACUGCGUCCAGCUCAGCAUCCCUGGGGGCACUAUCCUGCUGCAGGCUGCAAACAGCUACCUCAGGGACCAGUGGUUUCACUCCCUGCAGUGGAAGAAAAAGAUCUACAAAUACCGGAAAGUCCUGAACAACCCGAGUCGCUGGGACGUGGUGCUGAAGGAGAUCCGAGCGCUGGUGGACAUGGCUCUGACCUCUCCUCUGCAGGACGAAUCCAUCCACCAGGCCCCGCUGCACAUCAUCUCCACCCUGUUAGCAGAGAACUCAAACCUGAGUGCUCAGGAUCAUGAGAACAUCAUCGUGGCAAUCGCUCCUCUUUUGGAAAACAACCACCCUCCGCCUGACCUGUGUGAGUUCUUCUGCAAGCACUGUCGGGAGCGGCCACGGUCGAUGGUUGUGAUCGAAGUGUUCACACCUGUGGUCCAGAGAAUCCUCAAACACAACAUGGAUUUUGGGAAGUGCCCUCGGCUUCGUCUCUUCACUCAGGAGUACAUUCUGGCUCUGAACGAGCUGAACGGCGGCAUGGAGGUUGUUAAGAAGUUUAUUCACAGCAUGCACGGUCCAACAGGGCAGUGCCCGCACCCACGUGUCCUGCCGAACCUGGUGGCAGUGUGUCUGGCUGCCAUUUACUCCUGUUAUGAGGAGUUCAUCAACAGCCGGGACAACUCUCCCAGCCUGAAGGAGAUCAGGAACGGCUGCCAACAGCAGAACGACCGCAAACCGCCGAUGCCGCUCCGCCUGCUGCGGCCAGAACCCCCACCACUGCCUCCCGCCACCAUCCUCCCACUUUCCAACACCCCCAGCCCCCCUCAGUCGUCUCCACCCGCCCCCACAAACCCAGCUGCCCCAUCCAUUCCCAUCUCCUCCCCGACACCCUCCCUGCCUCUCUCCCCUCCCCCCUCCAUCGUCAACUCCAGCGAGAUCCUGGUGGAGCUGGAACGGAACAACAACACCGCCAACGCCAAGCGGAAGGGCGGGCCUGCAAGAGGCGACAGCGAGCCAAACCUCAUCGACUGUCUGCUGGUCAGCCCGGCUCUUAAUACCCUGUCCAUCCAGCUGCCGGCGCAGGCGGACCGAGUGCUCGGCUGCUUCGCCCUCAUCCUCAAGAUGCUGUCGGACUACGAUGACUGGAGACCGGCUCUGGCCAGCCUGCUGCAGCCCAUCCCUUUCCCUAAAGAAGCUCUGGCACACGCCAAAUUCACAAAGGAACUGAAAUAUGUCAUCCAGAGGUUUGCAGAGGACCCAAGGCAGGAGGUCCACUCCUGCUUGCUCAGCGUGCGCUCGGGGAAGGACGGCUGGUUCCAGCUCUACAGUCCAGGGGGCGUGGCCUGCGACGACGACGGCGAGCUGUUUGCUAGCAUGGUUCAUAUCUUGAUGGGGUCCUGCUAUAAAACCAAGAAGUUCCUCCUCUCUCUGGCUGAGAACAAGUUGGGUCCCUGCAUGCUGCUGGCCCUGCGAGGAAACCAGACCAUGGUCGAGAUCUUGUGUCUGAUGCUGGAGUACAACAUCAUCGAGAACAAAGAUACGCAGCUGCAGAUCAUCUCCACUCUGCAGAGCACGCAGGUGGGCUUCCGCAUGUAUGAGCAGCUCUGCGAUCGUCAACGGGAGCUCAAAGAGCUGCAAAGAAAAGGAGGUCCGACCCGACUGACUCUGCCCUCCAAGUCCACGGAUGCAGAUCUGGCCCGCCUGCUGAGUUCAGGCUCCUUUGGGAACUUGGAGAACUUGAGCCUGGCCUUCACCAAUGUCACCAGUGCCUGUGCCGAGCAGCUUAUCAAGCUGCCUUCACUCAAACAGCUCAACCUCUGGUCCACACAGUUCGGGGAUGCAGGACUAAGGUUGUUAUCUGAACAUCUGGCGUGUCUUCAGGUCCUGAACCUGUGUGAGACUCCGGUCACUGAUGCUGGUCUGCUGGCUCUGAGCUCCAUGAAGAGCCUGUGCAGUCUGAACAUGAAUAGCACCAAGCUCACAGCGGACACAUACGAGGACCUCAAGGCCAAACUGCCCAACCUGAAAGACGUUGAUGUCCGGUACACAGAGGCCUGGUGAUCCAUCACAGCCCCCUGCCCUUUACAUGAUCACUCUCACAGACACAGACACACACACACACACACACAAACUUAACAAACACACACUCCACCAUCAACUGCAUCUCUACACCAGAACCUCAGCACCUGUUCUCCAACACGUCGAAGGCGGUGAAGGAGAAUUCUUCAGCUUCAUCCCCAACCACUGCGGGGCAGCCGGGAAGGAAAGGUCAACGUUUCUCCGUGGACCUCAUCCCUUCCUCUCCUCUUCCCGGGAGAAGCUCUGUUUAUUUUUUAAUUUUUUACAAAAGUUAAGGGCCCGUUUUAUUCGGGCUGCACAGGGGCUGCUCCCUUCACCCGUCUUUUGCCCUAAACGGAUCCAGCCAUUGUUCCUUCGGAGCCUUCCUGUGAGGCCAGCCUUGUCUGAUGAAAGCUGGAAAUGUUCAGGUGUCGUGUCCAGACCAGUUUCCCCACUGAAAUGUGUUCCCCACUAAUUCUGUCCUGAGGUCAGCGUCACUAACCUCAUGGUGCAUUUAAAUACACCUCGUACACUAGACAAUCAAUAUUAAAAUGCAUCUAAAAUUAUAUUAGCAAACUUUAAUAUCAUGAAAUACAACCAAAGACUCCGGCUUCCUCCCACAGUCCAAAGACAUGCCUGUUAAUUGGUCACUCUAAAUUGCCCUUAGGUGUAUGCUUGGUUGUUUGUGUGUUGCCCUGCGAUGGACUGGCGACCUGUCCAGGGUGUACCCCGCCUCUCGCCCAUAGACUGCUGGAGAUAGGCACCAGCUCCCCCGCGACCCACUAUGGAAUAAGCGGUAGAAAAUGACUGACUGACUGACUGACUAAUACUAUAUUCACUAUAAGCAGUACGUCUCUAGAGGCUUUGUCUACUUAGGCGUGGUUAGUCUGUCACAAUUUCAAACAUAUGUUGAAAUCCCUUUUAUUAAAGAAACACAUAUUAAAUUUUAUAUUUUGAUUUUUGUUUAGGUUAAUCAUUUCUAGUGUGGGUCUCUAGUCUAUUUUUAACUGCCACAAGGCUUGACUGUAGGAAAUGUGCCCUACAAAUAAAGUUUGAUGUGAAGGAAGCUCAUCACAUUGAUCCUUUUUAGUCUUCAAACUCCAUAUUUUAGGCAGUGAUAAUUCAGAAUAGAUGCGGACACAAAAACAGCAAAAGUUCCCACACGGAAAAAAGAAAUUAAAAAUCACGUCAUAAUGGAGGUCUUCACUGUGGAAAGUGACAUGUCUGAUUUUAUACUUUGCAUCCACAGAGGUUUAGAUUAACAAAUUAUUACAUUGCACCAACACAAAGAGUGGCAAGUAUAGAAGUGACACCAGUUUUGGUCCGAUUUUCAGAUUUAACUAAAUUAUGUAUGACAUUGGUGACAUUUCAUUAAAAGAAUAAUUUAGAAAGUAUGUCAGUAAUGGUAAUCUAUUGUACUAGUGGACCUGAAUGCACCAUGGCGGUAAAACGAAGAACCAGGGUGUAGGAACCGUUCUUGGGCCCUUUCCAGGUCGUAAGUUCUUUACUUUCAUUCUGUAAAGCCUAGACCUAACCCCACCCUGACCCACAACCCUAACUUUGAUUCAGAUUUACAUUGACAACUCCUCAGACAACCGGAGGACAACUUUGCUGGGGUUUCCUCGCAACAUGCGCUAACCGGAAGUAGCUUUUAUAACAAACCGGAAAGGGCUUCAUACUGUGGGCACCAAAUGGCAUUGAGUCUGCAUUUUGAUACAAUUGAGCUGGUGGGGAAACACAUCUGGACGCGAAAACUUGGCUCGACACAACACCUGCUUGACUCUGAUCCGGUCCACGAUGUAGCUCCCUGAACGGACCAACCGAACUCUGAACGAGUGAGUCCAGUCCGCUUUUCAGUUUUUCCCGGGCUGUCACUGGGAAAAACUCCUCCUCUUUUCCGUCACACGGAAAAGGAAAUCAAGAGUUUUAUAAGAUCUUGAAUAAACAUAUUUUUUCCAGGCGUGGACGCGUUUAUGUUCCACGUGUUUUUGGGAUGAAACGUGGCAGCAGUUGUUUUUGUUUUUUGUUUGUAUCCGGAGGGAAGAGGAAAACCACUAAACUCCGAGCGACGCCAUGUUGAGGAGCCCGGAACCUGUAGUUCGUCACCAGCUCAGACUGGGAGAUUUUUUUUUAUCUCCUCUCUGACUCUUUUUGGCUCUGGAAACUAACUGUUCAAGGACAUUUUUUUGCCAAAAAAACGUCAGUAUCCGGCCAAUUUUUGUUCCGAGCUCUACUGGAGGAAAUUAUCCGAACGGAUGAAUUCAUGUACAUAUUAGAUCGGAUCGAUUGGAGGACGUUUGUUUGCUACAUUCCCUCGGAACCGACCUUUUGACCUUUCCCCCAGUUUCAAACACACGUCGGACAGCAUCCAUUUGGUUAAUUUAUUGGUGUUGACCUACCGAGCUUUCCCACAGGACAGGACGUUUUGUUUCCUAUUUAUUUUGGUGCCAUUUCUGUUCCGGUCCAUAACUAUAAAGACCCAGUCCGAGGUUCGGGUCCGGCUGUCCUGUACAUACCGGUGUACAUAGUCGUCUUUUUGGAAACCUUUCCAUCCUCCUUCCCCCGUUUUCUUCUUCUCAGCUUGGUUUUCAUCCUCGUGUUGCCUUCAUCUUUGUGUGUGGUUGUUUUCCUUGUUUUUUCACACAAAGUGCACUGUAAUCAUAAAAAAAGAAAUGUUUUAAUGCAUAUUAUUUUAAGUUUCCAGCUCUCCUCUGAUGAUUUAAUCACUUUAAUCAGAGUCUCUUUUCCUGUGUUGUUGCUGUAUUUUUUUUUUUUUUUUUUUUUGCACGUCUGCGUUCCUGCAUCAUCUAAUAUUUUUAUUUUGUAAUUUCUAUUUUAUAGAAAAGGUUUGUACAAAUCUGAUAAAGGGGGUUUGAUCACUAUCUCCCGAAGGCGAGCGACUGAAACGUUGGGAUUUGAUCCCCCAACAGGCCAGUUCAGGAGGGUCGAUGAAAGCCGAUCUGACCGUAGCUGAGCUUUAUUCGUUUAAAUGUGGCCAUUUUUUAUAUAAAAUAAUAAUAAUAAUAAUGCACAUAUUUCUCUUUUCUUAAAGAAUGUUGUUCGGAUAAUCAUAUCAGAGGUGCAACCCUCCCACUGAAGGGGUGGUUCCACAUCAGCAGCUCGGAUUUGACCGUUUUUGUUUGCCCUUCAUAGCUUUUAACCCCUGAGUGCUUUUAUCUGGUCUAUCAGGGUCGGUUAGAGGGAGAUGAAGAACAAUGAUUUAAAAUGUUUUUUAUACAUUAACUUUCCUUAUUGAAGCGGUUAGGCUGAAAGACUGAAAACAAUUUGUCAUGAAACUUCGUGAAAGGCGACAACAUCCUUCUUUAAGGAGCCUAAAUUGCAACAGUUUGUAUGAUAUGAAGGUUUGACACAAAGUGGAAAUGGUUCUGUCAGUGUAUGCCCAAAUGGAGCAAAAAGUUUUAACCGGAUGUUUUGGAAAAUAAGAUAAAAAACCCAGUCAUUUUCUACCGUUUAUUCCAUAGAUAAAAAACUUGCAAAUUCUUUUAUCCCUCCAUUACCACCAGCUGACCAGCAGGGGGUGGUAAUUCUCUACGAGCACUUGAGAGGUCCGACAUUAAUUGAGGGGAAGAAGUGAAAACAUACAUUCUCAUUCAAUGAAUUAAAAUACAUAUUCAGUGUCCUUUAUUAUGCAAGUUGUCCGCCAGGAAAUAGGUUGGAGGGAAGGAAACCUGCAGCACAGGUCGACGGGUCGGGACUCGAACCCGUGAUGGGUGCGUCGAGAACUAUACGUGUUUUCCGCCCCUUCACGCGGACUGGUGUUUCAAAACCUUUAUUUCUGUUAUGAUUUUGUUUACAGCGAACGAAAAUAUGACAUUUUAGUUACAUCAGACCAAUAAAACAAUUUUAAUACAGAAAUUUGAUCUUAAUGAAAUGAAAUGUAUGUUUAAUAUCUGCUUAAAGGAUAUUUUCAAAAGGUACUUUUAAUUUGACAAGCCUAUGGUAACUCAUAUUCUAAUUUAUUGAAUAUGGCUGUAUGGUGAUUGAUCUUACUAAGGCUGUUUUAAUUCUUUGUUUAAAGUUGGAAAAAGGCCUAAAGCUCUCAGGCUCAGGGGGAAUCUUAGGCUUUAGAGACAUUAAGAGGAAAAUUACUGAACACCUUUAUUCCCAGCCUAAAGGAAUGACCUUAAUGCUGCACAUCCUGACCCAACCUGGUCCUAGUUUUGGUUCCUAACAUACAGGCAUGAGAGCUGGAUCUCCAAGAACUGUUCCAUGAACAAGCGUGCAGAGCUCAAGGGUUUCUGUGUUUUAUGGUUGAAUAGACCCCCCUCUCCUGUCCGGUCUCUGUAUCCUGUGGAGCUUCUUCCCCUCUCGCCGCCAUCUUUUUUGUUGUUUUUUUUUUGUCAUUGUGGGCAAUCUGUAAAGCGUUUCUACGUGUCUGAGUUGAGUCCUGGCAGAUGUUGAGGAAUGAAGGCAGCCAGAUGUGGCACAUCCUGAUAAAUCUGGUUGAACAGUUUUUAUUCUUUGUGCUGAAAUGGUUGUUGGCAGCUGGAAAAGGGGCGUCCAUCACCUUUUUUCUCUUUUUCAGUUGCAUUGAUCUGCUUCUUCUGCUGGGUUAAUAUUACUGUUAUUAUCAAUUAUUAUUAUUGCUGCUGCUCUGUGGCUGUUGUAAUAAAAAAACAAAGGCUCUUUGACAGGAAAAAUAACUGAUGUGAAAUAAUUUCAAUCAAAAAUAAAAUGUCUGUGAAUAUGUUUCAGCUGACUGAA
Girardinichthys multiradiatus is the source of this 8430-nucleotide messenger RNA. Its product is annotated as c-Maf inducing protein. The record is from RefSeq and is a predicted model, not a curated record. The transcript has 22 exons. Lineage: Eukaryota; Metazoa; Chordata; Actinopteri; Cyprinodontiformes; Goodeidae. Bases 1195 to 3708 code for a protein of 837 amino acids. Gene Ontology annotation, cellular component: cytosol; nucleoplasm.